AUGGACGAGUUCGGCAUCAAUGUGAAGCAGAUAUUGUGCUGUAUGAACAGGAAUCCUGAGAUGAGCGCAGACAUCGCUGACCUCGCAAUAGAAUUCAAAAGCUCGGGAGUAGUGGGGAUCGAUGUAGCAUCGGGUGAGCUGCACUUCAACAGAGCGGAUCUUCGAGAAGCCCACAUAAAAGCGUGUCGACGAGCAAAAGCGGCAGGUCUCCAUGUGACGAUUCAUGCAGCUGAGGAUGGACCCGGGAGGAACUUCUGCUGUGCUGUGACUGAAUACUUAGCAGAAAGGAUCGGCCAUGGGUAUCGAAUACACGACCAACCGCAUGUCGAUGAGAAGUUGUAUCAACAGGCCAAAGACUCAGGCGCGCACAUUGAGGCCUGUCCUACUUCUAGUAUCUGCACGGAGGCCGUCUGUCUACCCCAAGUGCAUCCAGAGAAGCCAAUUCUAGACAGUUUAGACUGGAACAGGCAUCCCAUCAAGAAGUUCAUUGAGGAUGGUCUUAGUGUCAGCAUCAGCACUGAUGGCGGUCCGGUCUUCUCCACCGAUCUCACGAGAGAACUGUCCAUCUUGGUGGACCGUUUCCAUUUUGAUGCCCACAAAGUUGGAAGUAUGGUUACGAUCGCCGCCAUCGACCAUUGUUGGGCUGACGAUGAGGAAAAGGAGCGGUAUCGGAAAUUGGUAUAUGCUUACUAUGACGUUUGA
Molecule: messenger RNA, 702 nt
Organism: Perkinsus marinus ATCC 50983
Lineage: Eukaryota; Perkinsozoa; Perkinsida; Perkinsidae
Product: adenosine deaminase, putative
Exons: 4
Coding region: 1-702 (233 amino acids)
Biological process (GO): negative regulation of adenosine receptor signaling pathway; hypoxanthine salvage; adenosine catabolic process
Cellular component (GO): external side of plasma membrane; cytosol
Molecular function (GO): adenosine deaminase activity
Source: RefSeq, a predicted model, not a curated record